AUCAGUAUUAACGGAGGAGACACUUUUAACAGAACUCAGACGUUACCCACCAAAGACAAGGUAAGAGCCAGAAUAGUCAGUCAGUGAAUUUUGUUUUCACGUGCAUCUUCCGUUCAUCAUGGAUAGCAAAUUAAUAUUAACACUCUGGCAAAAAAAAGAGUGAUAGAUUGCAUUCAUCCAGUUUUUAAGGUAUCUUUUACUGCUCAAUGUGAAAGGUGCUUUCCGUGGUGCUGAAAUGUCUCUGCGCUCCUCAGACUUCGUGGCACAUUCUUAACUUCAUGUACUUAUGGCUAACUGGUACACGUGGCAUAGCUUCUCAUUGGGUCUUCACAGUUUGAAAAAAGAAGAAGAAAAAAUGUGUUUUUUUAUGAAGCGGAAUAAAACAUUUUUAGAUAUAUAUGGGUCUAGACGUUUAGUAUUGUAGAUGUCAACAAAAAUAGCAUAAGCUGGUGAAAUAGGGAGGGACGCAAUGAAGCGUUCCGUCCUAAAAGACCGGCCAGCUUGUUUGUAAAACGGCUUUGUUUUGUAUUUUUUGUGGUGGAAGCACAUUCAACAUGUCGAUAACAUUUAAACCAGUUAGAAAUGUGUUCAACAGCAACAGCUAGAAAAAGUCAUAUAAUCAGUAAUUUAUUCAUUUACUUCACCCUUUUCUAUCUUACAAUCAUCAAUAUAUUAUUGUCUCUCUUUCCAUUUCAAGCAUUCUUCUCUGAUCAAUUUAGUCUUGAACUACUUGGCUUCUUUCGCUGUUUUCAGUAUUUUUGUUUGGCAAUAAACAAGUAUACUGCUUCACGGAAUCGAUCAUCAUAUACAUGUUUGGUGUAUCGUUUAAGAAAAGACACUAACUCAUGGGGCGUAAGAGUCCACUGUGGUCUAUCAAAAAGAACACAAGAUGUCGCUCGAGACCACACAUUUAUUCGUGUUUAUUAAUGAAGUAAAACUCCUCCUCCGCUGUCUGUGAAAUAAGAAACAGCCUGUAUGUUUCGUGGGGGCUGGGUUAGUUCAGCACGUCGUCUUGAAAGAUGGUCCAUACAUGAAGAGAGCUUGUCUGUCUUGUGGAUAUUUUCCCGUUUUCGUGGCUGAAUGACGUUUGUUUGUCUGAUUUUCUCCUCUAAACAAAAGGAUGAGUCGUCAACAGAAUAGAGUGGCGGAAUGGAUGUUGUGCGCAAUUCUUCUUUGUUUAUCUGACUGGUCCGCAGCUCAGAUUUCCUACUCAGUUUCGGAGGAGGUGGACAAAGGCACAGCGGUGGGAAAUAUCGCAAAGGAUUUAAACAUUAACACACAGCAACUGGAGGAACGGGGAUUUCGGAUUGUAUCGGGAUACAGUAAGAAAUAUUUCGAGGCAAAUUUAAGAACAGGGGUUUUGGUUGUUAACGAAAGGAUAGACCGUGAAGAGCUUUGUCCGAAUUUACCGAAGUGUUCCUUAAAUAUAGAGGGGCUAUUGAGCCAUCCCAUGAAUAUUUAUCGCAUUGAGGUCACUAUUGUUGACAUCAAUGAUAACGCACCAUCGUUCCUUGAGCAAACCCAUGUGUUUAAUAUCUCCGAGUCUUCUUCAACGGGAGAGAGGUAUCCGCUCCCAAUAGCGCAGGAUGCAGACACCGGCAGUAAUUCAGUGAAAACCUACAAGUUAAGUCCGAACGAGCAUUUCUCUAUAGAUGUGAGUAGCGGAGGGGACAGUGCGUCCGCUGAGUUAGUGCUGCAGAAAGCUUUAGACCGAGAGAAGCAACCCACAAUUGAAUUAACAUUAACCGCUGUAGACGGAGGAAAACCUGCAAGAUCUGGCACUAUGCAGAUUCUUGUGAAUGUGAUAGAUGUCAAUGAUAACACGCCGUCGUUUAGCAAGCCGCUAUAUAAAGUAAAAGUCAGCGAAAAUGCACCCAUAGGUACAACAAUACUGAAACUAAAUGCCACUGAUUUAGAUGAAGGUCUACAUUCAGACAUCAAAUAUGCUCUAAUGAAAAGAGGAAAUACAAACUCUCCUGUAAAAUUCAUUGUUAGCCCUGAAAGCGGUGAAAUCACAGUGAAUGCUAAUUUGGAUUACGAGGACAGCAAUGCAUAUGAACUGCGAGUACGAGCAACAGACCAGGGGCAUUCCCCUCGCAGUGGUUAUUCUAAAGUACUGGUAGAGGUUGUCGAUGUCAACGACAAUGCACCAGAAAUCUCCAUAACUUCACUAAUGACUCCAGUAAAGGAAAGUGCUGAAAUUGGAACAGUCGUUGCAUUGGUGACUGUGACUGAUAAAGAUGGAGGGAAAAACGGCCUUACCACUUGUAAAAUGAAAGACUCCGUCCCUUUUACAUUAACGUCAAAUUACAAAAACUAUUACUCUCUCAUAGUUGACGGUCUCCUUGACAGAGAGCUUGUAACACAUUACAAUGUAAGCAUUACUGCUACGGAUGCAGGUAGUCCGCCUCUUUCUAGCACUGCUGUAAUCACUGUGCACAUUUCUGAUAUUAACGACAACGCGCCGCAUUUCCCACAAGUCAAUGUAUAUAUUUACGUGACAGAGAAUAGUAAAGUUGGAGAUACUGUAACAAGAACAACUGCACAAGAUGCAGAUGCUGACGAAAAUGCUAAAUUGACCUAUUCAUUAAUGGAUAAUUAUCCAAAAAACUUUCCAAUUUCAACAGUUGUAAACAUAAACACAGAGACUGGAGACAUAGUCAGUCUGCAGUCGUUUAACUACGAGGAGUUAAAAUCGUUUCAGUUUAAAGUUCAG
Molecule: messenger RNA, 2716 nt
Organism: Anarrhichthys ocellatus (wolf-eel)
Lineage: Eukaryota; Metazoa; Chordata; Actinopteri; Perciformes; Anarhichadidae
Product: protocadherin alpha-8-like
Exons: 1
Biological process (GO): homophilic cell-cell adhesion
Cellular component (GO): plasma membrane
Molecular function (GO): calcium ion binding
Source: RefSeq, a predicted model, not a curated record